AUGUUGGAAACCUUUGAAUUAUUCUACGAGUCGGCUAGUGUAGGCGACGUUCUCGGUGUCAAUCGAUAUCUUGACAGUGGUGAAAUUGAUAUCAAUUUGAGACACCCGGCCAUGGAUGGACGAAGGACUGCGUUGCAUGUGGCAUGCAACAAUGAUCAUUUGCAGGUGGCAAAGGUGCUGGUGAAUCGAGGUGCUGAUAUUAGCAAAGAAGACGACAACGGGGAUACGCCAUUGCAUCUAGCAUGUGAAAUCGCUUCAUUUCGAAUUGUUCGUUUUUUGUCAAGUCGAGGCGCGGCUAUGGAAAAAAAGAAUCGUCGUUAUGGAUUGACACCAUUGGGAAUUGCUUGUUCCAGCUGUGAUUCGGAAUUGAUCGAAUUGUUGUUAGAUCAAGGCGCCGAUAUAAACACCAAGGACAAUGAUGGAAAUACAGCAUUGCAUGUAUUGUGGAAUUCUAAUUUGGUACGGCUGUUCUUGGAUCGAGGUGCGGAUGUGCAUGCAACAAAUGAUGGACAACAAACACCGUUGCAUUGCGCGUGCCAGAAAUCGUUUUUGGCCAUUUCUCGACUUUUGCUUGACCAUGGUGCCAACAAAGAGACAAAAAAUGAAGAUGGGUAUACACCUCUACAUUCUGCUUGUAGAGAAGGACAUUCGGCGAUUGUAAAACUGUUAUUGGAAAGGCAUGCAAACACAGAAGCCACAGACGAAGAGGGAAUAACACCACUUUGUACUGCAUGUGAAUCUGGUCAUUCAGAUGUCGCUAAAAUCUUGUUGGACGGAGGCGCCAACUUGGAAGCGAUGGAUGGGGGGAAUCAGACUCCGAUUUUUUAUGCGUGCUACGGUGGAGACGCUGCGGUUGUAAAGGUAUUGCUAGACCAAGGUGCAAACGCGGGCGUAAAGGACAAUGACGACACCACGCCUCUACAUAUUGCAUGCCAGCAUGGUUAUUCAGAAGCUGUGAUCCUCCUAUUGGAUCGAGGUGUGAAUGUGGAAGCCAAGAGGAAGGAUAAAAUGACAGCACUCCAUCUCUCAUGCUACAAUAAUCAUUUCCAGGUCGUCUGGUUGUUGCUAUCUCGUUUUCCAUGGCUAGUUCUAGGUCGACCAAACGUUGUCGAAGCACAGAAGAAGAAGAAGACGAAGAAGCAACGGAUAUGUUGA
This is a messenger RNA of Cylindrotheca closterium, 1155 nucleotides long. Lineage: Eukaryota; Bacillariophyta; Bacillariophyceae; Bacillariales; Bacillariaceae. The record is from the annotation of a GenBank genome assembly.